Molecule: messenger RNA, 333 nt
Organism: Aspergillus calidoustus
Lineage: Eukaryota; Fungi; Ascomycota; Eurotiomycetes; Eurotiales; Aspergillaceae
Source: the annotation of a GenBank genome assembly
AUGGCCAUUUCCACCGAAGCCCUCAUCGGCAUCGUCGCUGUCUCGAUAGCAGCAGUACCAAUCGGGAUAUCGGUCUUCAAAUGUUGCACUCGGCGGAGACGUCAAUAUAAUCGGCCCGAUGUUGAGAAUACUACUCCUGGUUUUCAUGGACAUCAAAGACCGUCUCAGCGUCCACAUGGUACUUUGGACGUAAUACGUCCCGCUGAGGAUCAUAUCGCAAUGCCGUUAUUAUAUCACGGAUCAGCGCGGCCCCUCAGGGUUGACACGGUCUAUUUGAACAUACAAGCAAUUGUUUCGCAGUCGAACGACACUAGUCGGUUUUCUACUGUCUGA